AUGGCACCGCCUGGUGUCGUCUUGGCAUUUCUAUGUCAUUUCAUACUUAUUCGGCUUGCGCGUGCAGCACGGCCAAGUGUAGCUCAAUCUGUCUUUCUUGCAGAGGAUCCACAAGACGACCUUGAAGAGCGAUUCCGCAGGUUGAUUGGCAAGAAUGUUCCUCAUCAGGACUCUGACAGAGAAAGAUCAGUGGAAAAAUCAUAUUUGUGCAAACGGAACUCUCCUGAUCUCAUGCUUCCGCUCAGCAUGUGGCUUGCUUCAGCCCUGAAGGAUCAGCCUCCAUCCUUCCAAGCGCAGAAACGGCAGGAGGACAAAGAGGCUCCGUCUGCAAAGACUUUUGGCUCCUCAAAGGGGGACAUCCAGCAACAGCAGGACAUUGCACAUCAACUUGAUGAAAGCUGUGGUGGGGGCACUCUCCACUUGAAUCGGGGGCUUUACCAUGUUCCAAAGGCAGGCGUUGAACUCGGAGAGAGCUGCGCCCUGAUUGCUGCGGCUGGGACAAGGAUCCAGCUGGAUGGUCCCAUCAUGGCCCACAACCUCACCCUGCAUGGCGAUUUGCUGUUCUUUGCCACCAGAUCUUUCGGCAAGGCGUGUCUCCACUUGACGCAUACGCUGUCAGUGCUUGGCACGGUGGUGAUUGAGAACUGUGACAAUCUCGAGGAGAGUGGAGGUGGCGGAGCAGCACGUGGGUUGCGCAUUGCUCCAACUGCGAACCUCACCAUCCGGAAUUGCUCAGCCAAAAGCACCGGUGGAGGUUUUGAUUGCGGUGACAAAGGCUUACGCUUGGAUGGAAUUCUGGAGUUUCACCAGUGCACUGCGCAGCUUCAGGGCGGUGGCCUCAUGCUAAGGUCUGGCGCCAUAACCCUGACCCACCAUGGCAAGCUCGAGUUCCACAGCUGUUCCGUGGGGCGCAAGGUUUUGACGGAAACACAAUGGUGGAAAAACACUUGGGAACUUACAGGGACUGGGGGUGCUAUGGCCAUCGAAGACGGGCACGCCUCCUUUGAGGGGAAAGUGCUAGUGGAAGGCUGUGAGGCAAAGACAGGAGGUGGUCUCUUCUUGAAUCGUGGCCACUUGGUCCAGAGCAGGGGUGAUUGGAGAAUGAAGAAUUGCAAAGCUCAUGAUUCUGGCGGGUGCCUAAUGCUCCAGCAGAGCAGUCUGACGCAGACAGCCGGAAAAAUAUCCUUGACCUGGUGCAAGGCCAGAUCUGGGGGUGGCCUUGCAGCUCUCUCUGGACAGCUUGACCAGAAGGGCGAAGGACGCUUAUUCCUCAACCAUUGCUAUGCCUCAGGAGGUAGAGGAGGUGGGGUGGCCUGGCACGGGGAGUUCACGAUCCGAGGCCACGUGAUCGUGAAGAAGUGCGCAGCCCAGAAGGGGGGGGGCCUUUAUAUGGCAGGUCACUUGAAGCAGUUUGAGGGGCUCUUCAAGUUUGAGGAGUGUGUCUCAGAGCGAGUUGGUGGUGGGCUGAUCCUGAAUGGCACCUUGACUCAGCUUGGUGGCACCUUCACCUUCAAGAAAUGCAAGUCCGUACGCAAGAAGGAAUUGCCCUCGGGCGGAGGAGGUGUAUGGAUAGAAUCUGGAGAAAUGAGUCAGCAAGGUGGAACCAUGACUUUUUCCCUCUGUUCCACCCCGGGGCAUGGAGGUGGGCUUGGAGUGCAAGCUGGAAGCAUCAAACAAGAGGGUGGCCUUUUGCAGCUUCACACUUGCCAGGCGAGCAAACUGGGGGGUGGCAUUUACGCAAAGGGUAACAUUAUCCAGACCAAUGGCACGCUGAAGGUGACGAGCUGUGUGUCGAGUUGGGGUGGAGGUGGGGUUUGGGUGGCAGGCGAACUCACGCAACAUGGUGGGAGCAUCCUUUUGAUGAAGUGCAAUUCCUCUGGCUAUGGGGGCGGCUUGGCAGUGAGAAGUGGACGCAUCCAACAACUUGGCGGUCUUCUAGAGGUGAGUGCUUGCAACUCGAGAGACGCCAGUGGGGGGGGAAUCUACUUGGAGGGCAACUUGACCCAGAUCGAUGGCACUUUGAAGACCAACGCUUGCCAUGCUUCGGGUGGAGGUGGUGUAUGGGUACAAUCUGGUGAUGUGAAUCAACAUGGUGGAGCCAUGUUCUUUGCCGAAUGCAAAGCAGCAGGCUACGGGGGUGGUCUUGGGGUUUUGGGAAGUCUUCGAAGGACCGGUGGCAUGAUGGACUUGGAGGACUGUGCCGCCAAGCGAUCUGGCGGCGGGAUCUAUGUCAACGGCAACGUCUCGCAGUCCAGCGGCACUUUGCAGCUUCGAAAAUGUUUGGUCAGUGGGGAGGUCUCGGGCAACUGGACCAUGUCGGGCGGAGGUGGCGUUUGGGUCGAGUCUGGUGCCGUGACUCAACAUGGUGGAAGCAUCUCCUUCACGGAUUGUGAUGCGGUAGAUCAUGGAGGUGGCCUCGCGGUGAUUGGCGACAUAGAGCAGCACGGGGGUUUUCUAGAGUUUUAUGGUUGUUUGGCCAGUCGCGGUGGCGGAGGCAUCUAUGUCAAUGGCAACCUAGCGCAGAUGGAGGGGACAUUGGAGCUUCACCGAUGCCAAUCGCGUCAAUUCCUGACCAAAGAAGGUGGAGAUACCCGCUGGGGCGGAGGGGGUGUAUGGAUCCAAUCUGGUGAAAUAAAUCAGAAUGGUGGAAGCAUGCUAUUCAACAAUUGCACUGCUGCUGGUCACGGAGGUGGGCUGGGAGUGGCUGGAGGAAGCAUCAACCAGAAGGGUGGGGUCUUGCAGCUGGAUCUCUGCGAAACUUUCUCAGCUGGUGGAGGUAUCUAUGUCUCCGGCAACUUGUCCCAGUCCAAUGGCACAUUGAAGCUGAGCUCCUGCAAGUCUGUCCAGCAUGGUGCCGAUGAGGAGACCUGGGGCGGAGGUGGCCUCUUCCUUCAUGACGGGACAAUCACUCAGAAGGGUGGAAGCAUGUCGUUCUUUGCCUGCACCACGGUGGGUUAUGGGGGUGGUCUUGCAAUGAUUGGAGGCCUUGAACAGAAUGGUGGGCUGCUGGACUUUGAGGAUUGUGAGGCAAAGGACUCGGGUGGAGGCAUUUUCAUCCAUGGAAAUUUGUCUCAGAGGGAAGGUACUUUGAAGCUGAACAGGUGCAAAUCCGUUGAAGGGCUUGGCAGUGAUGAAGUCACUUCAGGCGGAGGAGGAGUGUGGGUUCAAUCUGGAGAAGUGAAUCAGCAAGGUGGAGCCAUGUCCUUUGCUCAUUGCAAAACUUCGGGCAAUGGUGGCGGGCUUGGGGCCAUUGGAGGCAUCAGACAAGAGGGCGGGCUGUUUGACUUCGAGGAUUGCCGGGCACACCACAGCGGUGGUGGAAUAUACCUGGAGGGCAAUCUGUCGCAGAUGGGCGGCAGUUUCACGCUCAACAGAUGCCUGUCCGUGCAGAACCGCUUUGGCGAGCAUGGUUGGGGCGGAGGCGGUGUGUGGGUCCACCACGGUGAAGUGACUCAGCAUGCUGGAACCAUGCAUCUCAUCAACUGCACGGCAUCUGGAAGUGGUGGUGGGCUUGGAGUAGCCGGCCAAGUCAUCCAGCACGGUGGCCAGUUGAAACUUGAUCGUUGCAUUGCCGGGGAAGCUGGUGGUGGCCUCUACAUCUCAGGUUGGCUGAACCGAGUCCAUUUUUCGCCAAUGCCCCCAACAGGUGCAGGGUGGCCAACCAUCAUGACCACAUCACCUGAGCAAUUGGUACACAGCUAG
Messenger RNA from Durusdinium trenchii, 3702 nucleotides. Lineage: Eukaryota; Dinophyceae; Suessiales; Symbiodiniaceae. The record is from the annotation of a GenBank genome assembly.